Messenger RNA from Planococcus citri (citrus mealybug), 2069 nucleotides. RefSeq lists its product as uncharacterized. NCBI's taxonomy places the organism in Eukaryota, Metazoa, Arthropoda, Insecta, Hemiptera, Pseudococcidae. The record is from RefSeq and is a predicted model, not a curated record. The coding region runs from base 477 to 1190 and encodes 237 amino acids. The transcript has 6 exons.
GCCCUUCGCGGAACUAACCAGGAAAGCAACACGCUAACACGCUUGUGCUUGUUUAUAUGCAAACGCGCCGAUAUGAACAACAGGGUGUCCAAAUUGAACCAGGCAACAUUCCUGUACAAAAGUACAGAGAAUGUUUCCUGGCGUAAUUGGACAUCCUGUAGAUCACUGAUGGAAAGUCAACGAUGUUAAGAACUUCAGAUGACAUUUAUGUGAAUACUGAAAAGAAACGUUUACAUGUACUUGUGUGUAUAUUUAUUUUUCAUUUUCGUGAGUGCAUUAAUGCGCUGCUUUUGAUUGAGUAAGGUUUUGUGUUUUUACGGUUUGAAUUGGCUCAUCAUUCAUUUGUAUUAUAUUAGUACACCUAAUUACGUACCUACUGCUAAUAAUUCGUGAUUUCGUGCUAUUCAAAAAAUUGACAAUUGACGAACAUACCCGCUACCCUCUAGAUACUCGGAGCAAUUCAUUUUUAAUUGAAGAUGCGUAUUAGUUUUCGAAGAUGUUUGAUUUGUGGUAGAAGGGGCAAUUCCGGAUUUUUUGGAUUCCCAAAAAAUCCGACGAGAAGAAAACUCUGGAAGGAUAAAUGUAAUCUAAGUGCAUCAUUCCGCGUAAAUUCCUCGAUGAAACUAUGUUUCGUACACUUUGAAUACAGAGACAUCGUUGUCACUUCUACAAGAAUAACUCUCAAAAGAAGUGCCGUUCCGAUUACUACCGUUGUAAACCAAAGAAUAUCUCCGGAUGCGAGGCGCCUUGAUACAAGUGAUCAGGUGCCCUCUUGGUUUGUAGAAGUAGAACCAGAUUCGGCUGAAGAUGAUGAUGAGGAGGAGGUGCGUUUUGUUUCAAGCUCUACUCCGGGAAAUGUGACAUGUACAAUAAAGAUUGAUGAUGAAGACGAGUAUCAGGAACCAAACUCGGAUGAUUCCGAAUGCGACAACGAGGAAACGGAAACGAUUGACCUGACGGAUGCAGAUGAAAAUUGUGUCGAUAAUGUCGAUGUGCUGCUCUAUCUAGAUACUGUAAGGAAGGAGUGCGGAAAAAAUUUAGAAGUAAUAGAUCAGUUGAAGCAAGAAAAAACCGAAAUAAAGGAAAAAUACGAAAAUCUGCUGAAUUCAUUAUUGAAAAAGAAAAGUAUUUCAAAAGAUGGAAGGAAAAUAAUCGAAAAUUUUCGAACUACGCAUAGGAAUCAGAAAUAAUAGUUAAUGAUCAUGGAAUUUUAAUAUACCUAUGGGGUAAAACUCGGCAACGAUUCGGUGAUUUUGCCAAUUCUUGUUAUUAAAGUUGGCGCUCAUUCUUUGACAAAUUUGAAACUUCAAAUAUGUACUUUGUGUUAUACGUUCUAGGUACUUACUUAUAUUUAGUUUUUAAUGCCGUGAUGCUGUGAAGCAUUAUUCAAAAGGCGUUGUAUUUUGAUAGGUAACUAUGUUUUUUUUCUAAUUAGCAAUUUUGUAAGGCGUUGUAUUUUGAUAAGUAACUAUGUUUUUUUCUAAUUAGAAAUUUUGUAAUACCUACCUACAUUCGAUGUUUCGAGAGUAAUUGUGUAUUUUGACAUUUCAAUUCCUUGUGUAAGAAGGUAUACUUUCCACUUUUUUAGUUUGUACAGUACAAUACCUACACAAGAACAUUUGAAAAAACAGAAAACUAUUUUGGUUGUUUGAUGAUUGACAAAUGCAAGUUUUUGAAACUUGUGAAAUUGAGAUGAAUAAUUGGCCUAUAGUUACACGGUUAGGUAUAAGUACAUGCACAGUAAAUCAUUGUUUCUAUAAAUAGCAGCAUUUGAAUUAUUAUACCUUGUGGUUUCAAUGGUAGUAAUGAUAACUUUACCUAUACCUACGUAUGUAAAUCUACCGUCGACCGUUCGACGUAGAUUUCAGUAGAUUUCGGAAAUCUACAGCAAAGUUGUACGAUGACUCAUCAUGACUACCUCGGGUCCUCGGCCCACCACGGUUCAAGCUUUUUCGUAGCUCGCACACGCCAUAAUUGUUCAUUAUUGCAAUGCGAUUUUCAAUUUCAAAUUUAAUUAGGGAUAAAUGCAACGAAAACUGCAAUUCGAAAAAGAAUAAAGAGCCUGAAAC